UGAAGUACUACGUAAACGACCUUGCGACUUCUGCACCCAAGAGAGGUUCAAAUCCAAAACCCUCACUGUUCACCUUCUUCUGCCACAUGACCAUCUCAAUCGCCAACGCGAUAUUCUGAACUACCAGACCCCAAGUCUAUCCUAGUAAUUGGCGAGUUCCUUGAACUGCAACUUCAACAGAUUCCCGAGGCAACGGCUUCUGGGACAUCCCGGUUGCCAACUUGCGGCUACCCACUUGCUGUAGUUAGGGAAAGAUGAUCGAGCCAUCGCAGCGCCUUCGACGGGCAGUCCAGGUCAAUGAUGCCAUCCUCGUCCAACGAAUCAUAAAAUCGCAUCCGAAGCUGAUACACAACCCUGAAACCUCUCCGGCUGGUCUUUCCAACUCCAAUCUACACGUUGCCGCCAGCCUGGGCUACCUUCAGAUUUGCAAAGUCCUGGUCCAGUGUGGCCACGAGGACCCCACCCCUGCCCUCAACGAACACCAUCAGACUGCGCUGAUGUUAGCCGCUUCCAAAGGCCACACCGAAGUUGUUCACUUUCUCUCCGAAAACGACCCUUCAACUAUUACGCGACGCGAUAUCCGGGGUCGCGAUGCGAUCAUGGAGGCUAGUUUAGGUGGUCACGAUACAGUAGUGCAAAUCUUGUUGACAUAUGCGCCGGGCGGGGCAACCGCUGCCGUCCAAGCCGCCGACAUCGAUGGUAACACUGCUCUCCACUUUGCCAGCAGCAUUGGCAACUAUUUUGUGCUUCGCACACUUCUCGCUGCAGGGGCAGAUGCCGAAAAGCGGAAUAUUUGGAGUUGGACGGCCGUCGCGUACAGUGCUACAGUGCAGGCCGAGGUAUACCUCAAGGGUCUAGUCAACGAGGUUCAAAAGAGACGGCGUGCUAAGAGCGAGGCUGAAGAAAUGAGGAAGGGAGGCGCGGUCAGGAUCGUGGAAGACUCCGUUGCUGAAGACUGAGCAUGAUCGCAGUAUCAAGCGCUGCACUGCUUGCUGUCUUGUCUCAAUAUGUCAGCGGACCGAAUGCAAAUGUCAAAUGAGUGUACAAGUCACACUAUUCCAGUAUAUCGCAUGAUCGUCGGCAAACGGCAAUAAGCAGCAUGGAGGGGGUUAUCUGCUUGGUCUUCAAGGCG
This is a messenger RNA of Pseudomassariella vexata, 1132 nucleotides long. Its product is annotated as ankyrin repeat-containing domain protein. The transcript is spliced from 3 exons. Gene Ontology annotation, molecular function: protein binding. The record is from RefSeq and is a predicted model, not a curated record. NCBI's taxonomy places the organism in Eukaryota, Fungi, Ascomycota, Sordariomycetes, Amphisphaeriales, Pseudomassariaceae. Bases 255 to 959 code for a protein of 234 amino acids.